AUGCCGCUCCUGGUCCAGCUCUCCCACCACUUGGGCCAUACGCCUCGAGGCAUAGGCAACCAGAUGAGGUACUAUGAGAAGCGGGGAGCCGCAGCCAAGCGACGCAGGCCAUAUUCUGAUGAUAGCGACGUGUGCAGUGGCUCCAACAAGUUUGUUCGCGAGUCAAGGAACCCUUCUUCUCCCACUCAGAAGGGUAGGCAAUUAAGCAUUGAAGGGGAAAAGCCUUCCAAUCCUCUGGAAUCGGUAAACUCAGACCGAAAGAACGACUCCGGAAAAGGUCUCAUUACAAGAUCAAAACUUGAGCCUCGUCAUGCUUUUAUCAAUUACAACAGCGAGAGGCUGGCUAUGAACGACGCCCUACAAGAGCAAGAUCUCCGCGAGCAACCGGACAAAGCUUCAAUCAAAAGGCAGCGGAUAUCCUGGUUCCCAGCUGUGAAAGGUCAGAAAGGACAACUGACGAAGAUGAAAAUGCAUCAAGGAAUCUCCAUCAAGGGAAGAUAUUGCUGCCGAGUCUGCAAUCCCUAA
Messenger RNA from Penicillium canescens, 525 nucleotides. RefSeq lists its product as uncharacterized. The transcript has a single exon. Lineage: Eukaryota; Fungi; Ascomycota; Eurotiomycetes; Eurotiales; Aspergillaceae. The record is from RefSeq and is a predicted model, not a curated record. Bases 1 to 525 code for a protein of 174 amino acids.